AUGACAAUAUUUCGUUCAUUUGUAGCUAUUUACAUCCAUUGUAAUGGUCACGUGCUGAAUUUAUGUUUGGUCGAUGUCUCAUCAGCUAUUGUACCAAUUCGGAAUAAUUUCGGUGUCGUUCAAGCUCUUUAUAAUGUGAUUGAAGGAUCAGCUAAACGUCAUCAUGUAUUUGAAGAUGUACAAAAACAAGCUGGAUUGAAACCAUUUGUUAUGAAACGAGUAUGCGAUACUCGUUGGACUUGUCGAUCGGAAUGUUUAAAUGUUGUACUUAAUCGAUAUUCAGAAAUACUCGAUGCUCUGGAAACACUUGACAAUGGACACGGACUUAUCAUGUUGAAUACAAUUAAAAGAUUGGAUUUUAUUUUUCAUUUACUUAUUAUGUAUGAAAUAUAUUCAAUAACAAAUAUACUAUCGAAAUAUUUGCAAUAUUCGAACAUUUCGUUAACUAGUGCACUAGUUCAUGUAAGACUAACAAUUGAAACAUUAACAACAUUACGAACAGAAUCGAAAUUCGAAGAAUUUUGGAGGAAAACUAUCGAUAUUUGUGAAGCUAAUGAUAUUGAUGAUCAAAUCGAAAUCCGAAAAAGAAAAAUUCCAGCAAAGUUGGGAGGUGGUUAUGUAAUUCCAGAUAAUUUUUCAAUUAAAGAUAAUUAUCGUGUAAAUUCAUAUUUUGCAGUCACUGAUAAGAUAAUGACUGCCAUUGCCAACAGAUUUGAUGAAAAUAAUGUUGAUAUUGUCGUCCUAUGUGAAAAAUUAUUUUUGACGAAAGAUUUACUUUCGUCUGAUGAAAUUCGACAAUUAACUACAUUUUAUGAAUUGAAUUACAACGACUGCAAAAGUGAACAAUUAUUAUACAAAACAGCAAUUAACCAACAACAAACAAUGAACAUGGAUAUCAAGUCGAUUACAAAGUUUUUUCUUCAAAAAAGUUUCCAUCUCGUGCUACCAACUAUGAAUGAAUUACUUCGGAUUCUAUGGACAAUUCCAGUAAACGUCUGUGAAUGUGAAAGAAGUUUCUCAUGUUUACGACGCUUAAAAACUUAUUUGAGAAACACAAUGGAUCAAGAACGUUUGUCUGCUCUUGCGUUGAUUCAUAUUGAGAGAAACAUCACCAUUGAUAUUGAUGAAAUUGUAACAAAGUUUGUUAUGAAGAACGAAACUCGAAAAAUACAAUUUUCUCAAUAA
Rotaria sp. Silwood2 is the source of this 1185-nucleotide messenger RNA. NCBI's taxonomy places the organism in Eukaryota, Metazoa, Rotifera, Eurotatoria, Philodinida, Philodinidae. The record is from the annotation of a GenBank genome assembly.